Molecule: messenger RNA, 997 nt
Organism: Nematolebias whitei (Rio pearlfish)
Lineage: Eukaryota; Metazoa; Chordata; Actinopteri; Cyprinodontiformes; Rivulidae
Product: C2 domain-containing protein 5-like
Exons: 7
Coding region: 161-997 (278 amino acids)
Biological process (GO): positive regulation of protein targeting to membrane; intracellular protein transmembrane transport; protein localization to plasma membrane
Cellular component (GO): plasma membrane
Molecular function (GO): calcium ion binding; calcium-dependent phospholipid binding
Source: RefSeq, a predicted model, not a curated record
GAACACGCUUCUGUGAGGUAUAGUGGGAACUAACGUUUCGCGUUAUGGGAAAAACACGGAGCUCAUGCGAUCGUUGGACUGUCAACAACAAUCUGCUGAACGACUUUGCUACCACGCUGAUGGCUGUCUAAUUCUUCUGUCACAGGGAUCAUCUUAAGUCAUGCCUGGGAAACUGAAGGCCAAAAUAGUGGCAGGGCGCCACUUGCCUGUCAUGGACAGAGCCAGCGACCUAACGGAUGCCUUUGUGGAGGUCAAGUUUGGAAACAUGACCUUCAAAACUGAUGUUUGUCCAAAGUCUCUUAACCCACAGUGGAACUCGGAGUGGUUCAAGUUUGAGGUUGAUGAUGAGGACCUGCAGGAUGAGCCGUUGCAGAUCACAGUGUUGGACCACGAUACUUACAGCGCCAACGAUGCAAUAGGAAAAGUUUAUAUUGACAUAGAUCCAUUACUAUGUUCUGAAGCUGCCUCUGUCAUCUCUGGCUGGUUUCCUAUCUACGAUACCAUCCACGGCAUCCGAGGAGAGAUCAAUGUACUUGUGAAAGUGGAGCUCUUCAACGAUUUGAACCGUUUCAGACAGUCAUCAUGUGGAGUCAAGUUUUUCUGCACCACAUCGAUUCCACGUGGUUACCGAGCUGCGAUGGUACAUGGGUUUGUAGAGGAACUGGUAGUGAAUGAAGACCCAGAGUACCAGUGGAUAGACCGUAUUAGAACUCCACGGGCUUCGAACGAAGCUCGUCAGAGACUCAUCUCUCUUAUGUCUGGAGAACUGCAGAGGAAAAUAGGGCUUAAAGUCCUGGAGAUGGGUGGAAAUGCAGUGGUGGGCUACUUGCAGUGUUUUGACCUGGAGGGAGAGUCGGGCCUGGUGGUCCGGGCUAUAGGUACUGCCUGCACUCUGGAAAAACUUGGCUCUGGAAGCGCCCCGAUUUGCUGCCUGCACCCUAACACAGCUCCUGCUUCGAACGCCUGCAACUCCCCUUCUAAAGAUGGAAAGGAGUGA